Knipowitschia caucasica is the source of this 282-nucleotide messenger RNA. Lineage: Eukaryota; Metazoa; Chordata; Actinopteri; Gobiiformes; Gobiidae. The record is from the annotation of a GenBank genome assembly.
AUGAUGGACGAUGCCCUCUCUGAGUCCGACAACAUUUUCUCUCAGUCCCCGGAGCCAGAUCGGCCGGCAUCAGGCGUGGCACCAGCGCUGGCUCUUCUCAGUGUUUGUGAGGUCCAAUUGCUGUGCUCACUCACCCCUCUCGCGACCCCCAUAUCGGCGGCGCUGGGCUUGUGCAAACUGGAGCUGACCACGCAGACCCCUCGCUUCUCCAAACCUUCGCCGGGACGAGCAGACGGUGUUUUUACUCGGCUGCUUCUCCCUGUCACGUUCCAGCCAAAUUGA